Messenger RNA from Cuculus canorus (common cuckoo), 330 nucleotides. RefSeq names its product PIGY upstream open reading frame (gene PYURF). NCBI's taxonomy places the organism in Eukaryota, Metazoa, Chordata, Aves, Cuculiformes, Cuculidae. The record is from RefSeq and is a predicted model, not a curated record. The coding region runs from base 37 to 330 and encodes 97 amino acids. The transcript is spliced from 2 exons.
GUGGUGCUACGGGGGCACCGGAAGCGGGGGGUGGUCAUGCUGCGGGUUGGCCGGUGCCGGGCGGCGGCUGCGCUGCGGCGGGCGGCGAGCGGCGGCGGGAGGCAAGAGCAGGAUUCAGCGCGGCCGCAGGCGCCGGAGCCGUCGCUGCUGCGCUUCCUGGUGUGCCCGCUCUCUAAGCGGCCACUGAGGUAUGAAGAAGCUACCAACGAACUCAUUAACGAGGAGCUGGGCAUCGCGUACCCCAUCAUCGAUGGCAUCCCGCAUAUGAUCCCUGAGGCUGCCAGGGCGACUCGGAAGGAGCCUCCAGCUGAGCACUCGCAGCAGCCCUGA